AGCUCGCCCUGUUCUUCAUCGCUCAGACGCGUUACGGCCAUGAAUUCUUGGGUUAAGGGCAAGAGUUGCUUAGCAGCAGGCUUGCUGCAGCACCAGGUGGCCAUCGUCACCGGCGGGGGCACGGGCAUCGGGAAGGCCAUCGUGAACGAGCUCCUACAUCUGGGAUGUAAUGUGGUCAUUGCGUCCCGUAAGUUUGAUAGGUUAAAAUCUGCUGCAGAUGAACUGAAUGCCAAUCUGCCUCCUACCAUCCAGGCUCAAGUUACUCCCAUAAAAUGUAACAUCCGUAAUGAAGAGGAGGUGAAUAAUUUGGUCAAAUCCACCUUAGGUAUUUAUGGUAAGAUCAAUUUCUUAGUAAACAACGGAGGAGGCCAGUUCUUCUCUCCUGCAGAAAAAAUCAGUGCAAAGGGAUGGAAUGCUGUGAUUGAAACCAACCUGACGGGCACCUUCUACAUGUGCAAAGCAGUUUACAACUCCUGGAUGAAAGAACAUGGAGGAUCUAUUGUCAAUAUCACAGUACUUACUAAAAAUGGAUUUCCAGGAGCUGUGCAUAGCGGAGCUGCCAGAGAAGGUGUUUACAACCUCACCAAGUCCUUAGCUGUGGAAUGGGCCAGCAGUGGAGUAAGGAUCAAUAGUGUUGCCCCUGGAAUCAUUUGUUCCGAGACUGCAUUUAGCAACUAUGAUUAUUUGACAAAAGACCUGCUUAACAAGUACAUUGACAAGGUCCCAGCUAAAAGAUUUGGAGUUCCUGAGGAGAUCUCCUCCCUGGUAUGCUUCCUGCUGUCUCCUGCUGCUUCCUUUGUCACUGGACAGUUGGUAUUUGUGGAUGGGGGCCAGUCUCUGUACUCACAGUUAUUUGAGGUACCAGAUCAUGACAACUGGCCCGAGGGAACAGGGGACCUUUCUCUUGUCAAAAGCAUAAAAGAGUCUUCUAACCAUAAAGCCAAGCUGUAAGCUAAGGAAACAUGGAAGUGUCCUUUGUCCCCAAGUGCCUUAACAUCUCGACAAUACACUUCUGUACUUUACAGGAACUUAUAAUCUGUAUGGGAAACUCACAUUCUGAUUUUUUAAUGUUAAUCAAUUACAUCUAUGCAAAAGUUAUUCCUGAUAUAAAUACAUCUUUAAGUGCCAACCAAUGUUCUUUAAUUCAUGAUAAAAAAAAAAUUUAAGGAGUGGAAAUUAACGUAAUUUGUGAUUAUACUUUUAAUUCUAAGAAAGGUCUUUGAAAAGUGAAAUAGUUUCAGGUUAAUGAUAGUGGUAUUAUGAUCUCCCAGAAGGUUCUAAUAUUUCAUUGUAAAUAUUACAAUAAAUCUAAAUUGUGGCAUCAUUAUGAUUUUUGCAACAAUGACUCAUUUUUGAUGGCAAAUACUUUUGGAUCAAUAAAGCUUUAUAUAAUUAUUGAUAUGUGGUUUGUUCAUGAAGUCAUAUUUGUACAAACCCUCUUAAUAAAAAAGAAAAAUGAA
This is a messenger RNA of Cervus elaphus (red deer), 1460 nucleotides long. It is a transcript of the gene PECR, whose product is annotated as peroxisomal trans-2-enoyl-CoA reductase. Gene Ontology annotation, biological process: phytol metabolic process. The transcript has 8 exons. Bases 40 to 951 code for a protein of 303 amino acids. Gene Ontology annotation, molecular function: trans-2-enoyl-CoA reductase (NADPH) activity. The record is from RefSeq and is a predicted model, not a curated record. Gene Ontology annotation, cellular component: peroxisome. Lineage: Eukaryota; Metazoa; Chordata; Mammalia; Artiodactyla; Cervidae.